GCCACCUCGGCUGCGGCCGCAGUGGGUCACCUCGGCGCGGCCGCGCGCCGGGGGCGCUGGUGCGCGCGCUCUGGGUGCGCGGGCGCGGGCCGACCGCGGCUGCCCCGAGGGUCGCCGGUGGGGGCACGAUGGCCUGCUAGGGGGCCGUCCACGCUCCCCGGCCCUCGGCGAUGGCGUCCGGCGGCGACCGCGCGGCCACCGGCCCCUUCUCCGCGGGCGACAAGGUACACUACUGGAGCGCCAGCGUCAGCAAGUGGAUCGUGGCCCGGGUUGUCAAGGCGAACGCCGACGGGUCUUACGACUUGAAUUGCAAGAAGAAGGUCCCAUCGUCCAAGGUGCUGGAGAUUGACCUGAGCAGGGCGCACUGCCAGGGGAGGGACGGCAGCCCCGAGGGCGGCGCCCCGGCGCCCGAGCCCGAGACGCCCGCGCCGCCCAAGGCUCUCGCCGCCAAGGGCAAGGCGGCCUCGAAGCCGCCCGCCCGCUCGGCGCCGGCGGAGCCCCCGCGCCGUGCUGGCAGCAGCUCGCCAGGCGAGGGCCGCGACCGCGGCGCCGCCGCCGCGGCCGCCAUGAACGCGCUGGACGCUGCCAUGUCGGCGCCGACGGCGCGGCGGCGUGGGCGCGACGCCGAGGGCGCCGGCGGCAAGAAGGAGCGCGAGGCUGCGAAGGAGAAGGCCCCUGCGAAGAAAAAGGAGUCCGACUCGGGCUCGGACACGGGCCGCAAGAACAGCCGGAGCCGGAAGAAGAAGGCAGUCAAGAGCAAGACCGAGUCCGACAGCAAGAAGGCCGACACGGCUGCCAGCCCGGAGGAGGCGGAGAAGCUCGCUUGGGGAAUGUACUUGAUGGCCAAGGAGCGCGAGGCCGCCAAGGAGAGGACGCCGGCGAGGAAGGCGUCCGACUCGGGCUCGGACUCGGGCCGCAAGCGCAGCCGGAGCCGCAAGAAGAAGGAACGGAAGAAGGAGGCCAAGGACGAGCCCUCCAAGAAGGGUCCCAAGCGCGAAAAGGACCGCGACCAGAGCCCGGAACGCGAGCGGCAGCGCGGCUCGCGCAGCCGCGACCGGCGCGGCGGGUCCCGGGACAAGGAC
Messenger RNA from Prorocentrum cordatum, 1082 nucleotides. Lineage: Eukaryota; Dinophyceae; Prorocentrales; Prorocentraceae. The record is from the annotation of a GenBank genome assembly.